Messenger RNA from Sander lucioperca (pikeperch), 1706 nucleotides. RefSeq names its product zinc finger protein 239-like. Lineage: Eukaryota; Metazoa; Chordata; Actinopteri; Perciformes; Percidae. Gene Ontology annotation, cellular component: nucleus. The transcript has 4 exons. The record is from RefSeq and is a predicted model, not a curated record. Bases 535 to 1515 code for a protein of 326 amino acids.
UGAGGAACAUCUGGUGAUUUUCUGGUAAAUGAACUGUCGUUGAUUGAGGCUACUGUGCAUGUAGCUUGUAGCUCCAGUUAAUGACUUUUGUGGCUUACAUUUUAGUAGUUAUUUCAGUUUGAAUGCAGGAGAUACUUCACACUCUGAAGUCCUAUGGAUUGGUCACCUCAUCAGCCCUUGCAUUUUCUCCAUUCAAACAGAACAUUUGAAUAUAGUAAAACAUGGUGAACUAUAAUUCUCUCCCACCUCCCAUUAGUUCUUCUAACCCUUGUAUCAUUAUCUCUGCAUGUUUCCCCCUUGGGUCUACCAAAGGAGCCCUCAGCUGACGUCAAGCUGGAGACCGGAGCAGGAAAGAAGGGCAAGAAGGAGGAGGAGGAAGAGGAGGAAGAGGAGGAGUAUGUGGUGGAGAAGGUUUUGGAUCGCAGAGUGGUGAAGGGAAGAGUAGAGUUUCUGCUGAAAUGGAAGGGGUUCUCAGAUGAGGAUAACACAUGGGAGCCUCAAGACAACCUGGACCUCGACCUUAUCACCGAGUACAUGCAGAAACACAAGGAGAAGGAGGAGAAGAAGAAGGAGGGAAACAGGAAAGUUGUCAGUGAGACCUCGGGAGACUCAGAGGAGCGAGGGAGCAAGAGGAAGAAGGAGGAGAAACGGAGAGGAGGAGAGGGACCCAAACGUCACCACUGUCAACACUGUGACAAAUCCUUCACAACAUCUGGAUAUUUAAAGAUUCAUCAGAGAGUUCACACUGGAGACAAUCUACACAGCUGUGAUCAAUGUGGGGCAGCUUUCACACGACAGAGUACCCUAAAAAAACAUCAACGCAUUCACACUGGAGAGAAGCCUUACAGCUGUGAUCUAUGUGGUACAACAUUUUCUAGGAGUGAUCACCUAGAAAUCCACCGACGCAUUCACACUGGAGCAAAGCCUUACAGCUGUGAUCUAUGUGGGAAAACUUUUUCUCAUAUUAGUGGCCUUAAAUGUCACCAGCGCAUUCACACUGGAGAGAAGCCUUACUGCUGUGAUCUAUGUGGUAAAACCUUUUCUCAGAGCAGUCACCUUCAAUCUCACCAGCGCAUUCACACUGGAGAGAAGCCGUACUGGUGUAAACAAUGUGGGGAAACAUUUUCUCAGAGUGGUAGCCUAGAAAGCCACCGACGCAUUCACACUGGAGAGAAGCCUUACAGCUGUGAUCUAUGUGGUAAAACCUUUUCUCACAGCGGUAGCCUUAAAUCUCACCAGCGUGUUCACACUGAAGAGAAGCCGUACUGCUGUGAACAAUGUGGGGAAACGUUUUCUCAGAGUUGCCACCUUAAAACACAUCAACGCAUUCAUACUGGAGAUAAACCUCACAGCUGUGAUCUAUGUGGGAAAAUCUUUUCUAGGAUUGAACAUUUAAAAAUCCACCGACGUAUUCACACUGGAGAGAAGCCGUACUGGUGUGAACAAUGUGGUAAAACUUUUUCUCAGAGUAGUCACCUUAAAAGACACCAGCUCAUUCACACUGCCGUGUUGUGAACAUGUUUCAGAGCCAAGCUGUGUCCUCCUGCCUCCUCCUCAUGCCCUGAUAGCUGUGUUGUUAUUUUCUGAUCUUCUCUCCACAUUGAAGGCUGACCAGCAGUAACUUUAUCUUCUGAACAGCAUGUAUGUUAUCCUGGCUAUGACUACACAUUACACUCCCUCCCUUUGAAGGGAUUUAUUCCACUCAA